ACAGGAAUUAAAGUGCAGGAAGAAGUUAAAUUUAAGGCAGCAAAACCCCCAAUGUCUGAUCAGGAAUUCAGAAAUUUUCUUGACUCAGUUGGGCACAUGAUUAAACCAGAAGAAUUUCGGAUAAGUAUAUAUCAGGGUGGCUGUGAACCAUCUUUGAGAAGAGUAGCUUGGAGGCACUUGCUAAAUAUAUUUCCAAAUGGACUUUCUGGUAAGGAAAGAUUUGAGUAUAUGAAGAGAAAAGAAAAAGAAUAUUUUGACUUGAGAGAUCAUUGGAAAAGAUUAGUAAAUGGAGAGUCAAUGUCAGAAGAAAUGAAAUUUGUGACAUCGAUGGUUAAAAAAGAUGUUCUAAGAACUGACCGUACACACAAAUUCUACUCUGGUUCUGAUGAUAACAAAAAUUUGAUUUCGUUGUUUAAUGUGCUGGUAACAUUUGCAUUGACUCACCCAGAAACUUCAUAUUGCCAAGGGAUGAGUGAUAUAGCUUCUCCACUGCUUGUCACACAGAAAGAUGAGGCUCAAACCUAUCUCUGUUUUUGUGCCAUGAUGAGAAGACUGAAGAAUAAUUUUAAUAUCAAUGGACAAGCCAUAACCAUGAAAUUUAAACAUCUUUCUGAUCUGCUUCAUGUCCAUGACUCAGAGUUGCAUUCCUACUUCCAAAAAAUCAGUGCUAGCGACAUGUUCUUUUGUUACAGAUGGAUAUUAUUAGAACUCAAGAGAGAAUUUCCUUUUGAAGAUGCUCUUUACAUGUUGGAAGUAAUGUGGAGCACAUUACCACCUGAUCCACCAAGUUUAGAAGUUCCCCUUGUGGAUGAGUCAUUUUCAAAGGAAAACUUGUCUCAUUUACCAUGCUCCCCAUCUUUUGGUAUCCAACAAACUGUUUAUGCAAAACUAAAUGCCAUGAGAAGACAAAAGUCAAUAUUAAAAAAUAAUUCAUCAUUAGAUGGGGAAAAUAAAAGUGAACAGGAAUUAGCUCAGAAAAGUGUAAACAAUAACUCCAGAACGACUGAUAUUUUCGAUGAAUCAAGCUCUGUAGUGAAUUCCCAAGAAUAUCCUGUCUUAAAUGAUACUGAGACCAGGAAUAUGGUUGUAAAGAGUUCAUCCAUUGAUGGAUCUUUAAGACAUCCUGUUGGAAAAAGUCAUGAUGAUAAGGAAGAAAAUUUCCUUGAAAAAGAUUCACACUUUCAGAAUUCUUUGGAUAAUGAUAAAAAUAUCCCAGAGAAUGAUGAAAUUGCAGUAUAUCCCAGUUCUCAGUUUACAAAAGAAAAAGUAAUAUCUCUAAAUGAGGAUGGGAACUCUGAGAAGUCAACUAACAUGUGUAUUGAAGGACAUGACAAUGAAUUACUUCAGGAGGAAGAACAGUCUCAGUUCUACAUAUCUUUAGAUGAAAGUCAAGAGAAUAAAACUAAUGCAAGUGGAAAAGUUGUGAGCACAGAUGGAGUUUGUGAAGAUUCUGAUGUUUUUGCAGCUGAGAAUGCGUACCCUGAUCCUGAUAAUAAAGAUUGUAAUUUAUCACAAAAGGAGAUAUUUGGAAGCAGUUGCAGAAAACAUGUCUUUACACAUGGUUUGAAUGAUAUUUCGACCAAUUCUGAAAAGGAAAUUUUGAGACAAGAAAAACCUGGAACACAAUCUGUCAAUUUCAGUACUGAGUACAAUUCCAGUUGUCAAUCAGAACAGUUGAACUUGUCAAAUUCUUUGGAAAUAGUCAAACAUGAUGAUGAUAAAAAUGCGUGUCUCCCAGCCCCACAGGAUUUUGGUUGUGGAAAUCCGUUCCUAAUGUUUCUCUGUUUGUCAUUGCUACAACAGCAUAGAGAUCGCAUUUUGCAGAAGAAAUUGGAAUACGAUGAGAUCGCCAUCAUGUUUGACAAACUGGUCAGAAAACAUGAUGUACACAAAGUAUUACAUUACAGUAGAUGUCUUUAUUCUGAGUACCUUAGGACGCAACAAAAAAUCAGUGAAUCCAAUGAUGAAGACCCAAGUGUAUAAAAUGCUUUGUUUUUAUUAAUAAAUUUAUCAAUGUCUAA
Messenger RNA from Saccostrea cuccullata (small rock oyster), 2021 nucleotides. RefSeq names its product TBC1 domain family member 25-like. NCBI's taxonomy places the organism in Eukaryota, Metazoa, Mollusca, Bivalvia, Ostreida, Ostreidae. Gene Ontology annotation, cellular component: autophagosome. Gene Ontology annotation, biological process: regulation of autophagosome maturation; activation of GTPase activity. The annotation marks the transcript as partial. The transcript has a single exon. The record is from RefSeq and is a predicted model, not a curated record. Gene Ontology annotation, molecular function: GTPase activator activity.